Morchella importuna is the source of this 600-nucleotide messenger RNA. RefSeq lists its product as uncharacterized. The record is from RefSeq and is a predicted model, not a curated record. Gene Ontology annotation, molecular function: ribosome binding; translation initiation factor activity. Gene Ontology annotation, biological process: regulation of translational initiation. Lineage: Eukaryota; Fungi; Ascomycota; Pezizomycetes; Pezizales; Morchellaceae. The transcript is spliced from 4 exons. Bases 1 to 600 code for a protein of 199 amino acids. Gene Ontology annotation, cellular component: eukaryotic translation initiation factor 3 complex; cytoplasm.
AUGACCACUGAUGCCACAUCCCGCCCUCAGCACAUUGAGGAGAUCCUCUCUGGUCUCGACCGCUACAAUCCAGAGACCGUGAGUACGUUCCAGGACUAUGUUCAAAGCCAAUGCGAGAACAGGACAUACGACAACAUGGCCAACUUGGCCUUGUUGAAGCUCUACCAGUUCAAUCCUCAUCUCACUCGUGACGAGACCAUAACCAACAUCCUCGUCAAGGCCCUCACCGUCUUCCCCUCCCCCGAUUUCUCGCUCUGCCUACAUCUUCUCCCGCCCAACAGUCUCAUCGAGCCCCCAAUCGAUUCAUUUGCGGAGGCCGUACAGAAGUUGCACACCUUGUCAAACGCACUUGAGGAGGCUGAUUACCCUCACUUCUGGGCAACCCUUGACAGCGAUGAUCUCUAUGCCGAUCUGGUCGCUGACUGCUCUGGUUUCGAAGAGCUUGUGAGGUUACGCAUUGCUAUGGCAGUUGCACAGGCCUUCAGAGAGAUCAGCAGGGAUACCUUGGAAAGCUAUCUCAACGCGACAGAUUCCGUUAAACAAGGAGAACGAGGCCAUUACCACAGUAACAAGGGAGGUGGUCAAGAUAGAACAGUUUAG